AUGCCGCCGCCGCCGCUGCUGCUGCUGCUGCUGUUGCUGGGACCUGGACCCCGAUUCAGCCAAGCAAACGGGAGGUCACAUGUGUACAAGCGUGGACUCCUGGAACUGGCAGGGACCUUGGAUUGUGUUGGUCCUCGAUCACCGAUGGCUUACAUGAACUAUGGCUGUUAUUGUGGCCUUGGUGGCCAUGGAGAGCCACGUGACGCCAUUGACUGGUGCUGCCACCACCAUGACUGCUGCUAUUCUCGGGCUCAGGAUGCCGGCUGCAGCCCCAAGUUAGACCGCUACCCGUGGAAGUGCAUGCAUCAUCGCAUCCUGUGUGGACCAGCAGAGAACAAAUGCCAAGAACUCGUGUGCAGGUGUGAUCAGGAGCUGGCAUACUGCCUGGCAGGGACCGAGUACCACCUGAAAUACCUCUUCUUCCCCUCCAUUUUAUGUGAGAAAGACUCACCCAAGUGCGACUGA
Molecule: messenger RNA, 465 nt
Organism: Apodemus sylvaticus (European woodmouse)
Lineage: Eukaryota; Metazoa; Chordata; Mammalia; Rodentia; Muridae
Product: group 10 secretory phospholipase A2
Exons: 4
Coding region: 1-465 (154 amino acids)
Biological process (GO): phospholipid metabolic process; lipid catabolic process; arachidonate secretion
Molecular function (GO): calcium ion binding; phospholipid binding
Source: RefSeq, a predicted model, not a curated record